Molecule: messenger RNA, 1423 nt
Organism: Zingiber officinale
Lineage: Eukaryota; Viridiplantae; Streptophyta; Magnoliopsida; Zingiberales; Zingiberaceae
Product: caffeoylshikimate esterase-like
Exons: 8
Coding region: 79-1242 (387 amino acids)
Cellular component (GO): membrane
Molecular function (GO): lipase activity
Source: RefSeq, a predicted model, not a curated record
AACGGACAUGACCAAGCUCGCUGGUGUUCCUGCCGCGGUGCGUUUCGCCUCCCAAUUCCACACCCACCUCGCUCUCCAAUGACGAUCUGCGCGGCCGCUAUCAGAUUGACCGUUGGCCACCGCCCGCUUGAGGGACGGGUUCAUGGCCGAGCCGUCGCUCCCUCGUUGGGCUGGCAACCGAGUAGGUCGGAAGCCAUCGUCGUCGCGGCGGCGAGGAAACCCAUCGAAGGAGUCGGCGAAGAACUCAACGCUGCCGCUGCGCAGAACAUGGACUUCGCCCCCGCCCGCCGUCGCGUCCGAGAUGCCUUCGCCGAUGUCCAGGGCCGCCUCGACCAUUUCUUGUUCAAGAUGGCUCCAACUGGAAUCCAAAUGGAGGAGAGGUAUGACAUAAAUUCCAAAGGAGUGGAGAUAUUCUGCAAGAGCUGGUUGCCGAAACCAGGUAGUGCUUGCAAGGCUGCCCUCUUCUUUUGCCAUGGCUACGGUGACACAUGCACAUUCUUUUUUGAAGGUAUUGCAAAGAGGAUUGCGGAUGCAGGCUAUGCAGUCUUUGCCAUGGACUAUCCUGGCUUUGGCCUCUCGCAAGGCCUGCAUGGAUAUAUUCCCAGUUUUGAUGGAUUGGUUGACCAAGUCAUUGAACAAUAUGCCAUCAUCAGAGCUAUGAAUCGGGUAAAAGAACUGAAUCACUUCCUAUUGGGCCAAUCAAUGGGUGGUGCUGUUGCUCUUAAAGUCCACUUAAAGCAACCGGAUGCAUGGGAUGGGGUUCUUCUUGUGGCCCCUAUGUGUAAAAUUGCAGAAGAAGUGACACCACCAGGACCAGUUUUAAAGGCAUUAAGUCUCAUGUCAUACAUUCUACCUGAGGCAAAGUUGUUCCCCCAGAAAGAUCUAGGAGAUCUAGCAUUCAGAGAUCCCAUGAAAAGAAACACGGCAGAAUUCAAUGUGAUUUCAUAUUGUGACCAAAUGCGGCUAAGAACAGCUGUUGAGCUAAUAAAGGCUACACAUGACAUCGAAUCACAACUGGACAAGGUUUGUUCACCAUUGCUCAUUCUCCAUGGGGCUGCGGACAAAGUUACAGACCCAAAAGUUAGCAAGUUCCUCUACAGCAAAGCUAGCACAAAAGAUAAAACCCUAAAGCUUUACGAAGAAGGCUAUCAUGCCAUCCUAGAAGGAGAGCCAGACGAAAGAAUCGCAAGUGUUAUUCAGGACAUUAUAUCAUGGCUAGACUCUCACUCUGCAAUGAUUUAAUUCAUUGUUUCUUGGCACUUGCAAAUUCUCCAUGUUCUAUCUUUUUCUGCUUUUCAAUAGAUUUGAUGACUUAAUUUGUCGUUAGAGUUGUCGAUGGGCAGUGGCCAUUCUGUUUACACAUGGCUGUGGUACCCGGUUUGACAUGCUUGUGAUUGAAUUAAAGGGCUUGUUUUGCUUUUCA